AAACCGGGCCGGAAGUGAGGCGGUGUCUUCCACUCUCCUUCCCGCGCGCCGAGGCGGCCUAAGUAACCGCGGCUGGUGAGGCGGUGAGCGCCCGAACUGGAGCCAAUCAGCUGCGGGAAGGGGCGGGACUUCCUGCGCGGGGGCCGGAGCCGUUGCACCGCCUUGCUCUUCGCGGUCCCGGCUCCGAGGUAGCGGCGGCGGCGGCGUCUCCGUGAGGAGGCGCGCGGGGCCAUGACGUCAGCGUCCACAAAGGUCGGAGAGAUCUUCUCCGCGGCGGGCGCCGCCUUCACGAAGCUCGGAGAGCUGACGAUGCAGCUGCAUCCCGUGGCCGAUUCUUCCCCCGCGGGUGCCAAGUGGACGGAGACGGAGAUAGAGAUGCUGAGGGCUGCUGUGAAGCGAUUUGGGGACGAUCUUAAUCACAUCAGCUGUGUCAUCAAGGAACGGACAGUGGCUCAAAUAAAGGCCACUGUGAAACGAAAGGUAUAUGAAGAUUCUGGUAUCCCCCUUCCAGCCGAUUCACCCAAGAAAGGGCCCAAGAAGGUGGCAUCUGGUGUAUUGUCGCCUCCUUCAACUGCUCCUCCACCAAGCAGCUCCAGUGUCCCUGAGGCCGGGGGUCCCCCCAUAAAGAAGCAGAAGGCUGAUGUGACACUCAGUGCUCUGAAUGACUCGGACGCCAACAGUGACCUGGUGGAUAUUGAGGGGCUAGGAGAAACUCCUCCAGCCAAGAAACUCAACUUCGACCAGGACAGCCUGACUCUGGAUUCUGGCCUUCUCUUGACCUCCGCUGAUCCUCCUCUGCUCUCAUGCUGAGCCUUCCACCUCUGACCCCUCUCACUGUUCACCCUGGACCUGUGGAUCGCUUGGGACUCUGAGCAAGGCCUGCAUGUGACAGGGUGGAAAGGCUGCCAGGGCAGCCCACCUUGCUGUUCCUGUAUGAGCAUCUGCACCCCAACCCCUGGGUCCCCCCCACAACUGAUGGACGUUUUUAUACAGAAAACAAUAAAGAUCUCCCUCUCAGCCUGGU
Messenger RNA from Capra hircus (goat), 1024 nucleotides. RefSeq names its product chromosome 19 C17orf49 homolog (gene BACC1). Lineage: Eukaryota; Metazoa; Chordata; Mammalia; Artiodactyla; Bovidae. The record is from RefSeq and is a predicted model, not a curated record. Gene Ontology annotation, cellular component: MLL1 complex; NURF complex. Bases 232 to 810 code for a protein of 192 amino acids. The transcript has 6 exons.